AUGGCAGCCGCUCGCUUCCUUGAGCAGGUACUCCAUGUUCGGCCGUCAUGGAGGCCAGCAAAGAUCCAGUUCCAGCACCUCACCGUAGCCUGUUCCAACACGGUCUACAAGGUUGCGUGUGGGGAGGAGAAGCUGCUUUUGCGGGUUUACGGCUCCGACGAACACGGCCUCUUCCAGAGACCCCACGAGGUCUCGAGAGCUCGCUACGUGGCCUCCUGCGGCUUUGGACCCCAGGUGCUGCACACCUUCGAGGAAGGUCGCAUCGAGCAGUGGCUGGAAGGUCGAUCUCCGACCUACGAGGAAAUUCGGACGGAGGAGAGCAUCCGUCGAAUUGCCUGCAAGCUGCGCGAGUUCCACGACAGGACUGGCCUGAACCACAACGACCUCCACCACAAUAACAUGUUGAUGACCGAGCGAGAGCUCCACCUCCUAGAUUUCGAGUAUUCAAACUCUUUGGAUCCAACCUACGAUAUCGCCAACCACUUCAACGAGUGGAUGUAUCCGUACUCGGGUCCGAACCAGCACCUCUACCAACUCGGGCUGUACCCGAGCUUGGCACAAAGGAGGCUCUUUUGCUCCUACUACCUCGGAAGCCCGCGUGGCAAGGGGGCCGUCGUGGACGACUUCCUCGCCCAGGUGGAGAAAAGGCGGCAGGACUCCCACGAGUUCUGGGUGCGCUGGGCAGACAGUACCCCAAGCAGCUUCAACAGCGCGCAGGAAGCUUCUGAACUGUCUCCGGCCUACUUGCGGUCCAAGCACCUCCAAGCUUUUGGCCGAAUCGCAGGAGCGGAGGGGCCCAGUGGCGGCGGCCAGCGGCAUUCGGCUCCUGAGGUGGGCCGCAACGUGGCGGAGGGCAUGGUGCAGACCUUCCGCACGCAGCGCGGCGACCCCUCUCUCCACGCCCAGUGUGCAGAGCGCCUGAGAGCGCAGGGCGCGCCUCAACUUGGCCUCCGCGCUUUGGUGGUGAAGGCCUCCAAUGCACCAGUUGAUGGCGCGAGAAGUCUCACCAAUUCGACAUUUCAGCCACCGAGCAAUUGGAUCUUCAGGUUCUUCGCUCUUCGCGUGAUCAGCAACGUGGUCUUUCUGCUCAGACACGAAAAGAGCGCCGUCAAAGCUACGGCCCAGCGCCGCAAGGGCCGCCGCAUGGCCCUGGCCCUCACUCCGUCGGCAGCGGGAGUGACGGGGUACCUCGGCUGCUUGCUUCUGGCCUUGGUGCAGGCAGUCGAGGAGUCGGAUCUACUUGGCCUGGGCCUGGUGCCAGGUUUCGAACUUCUCUCCAAGCGAAAACCCCCCCGCCUUGCUGCCAAGAUGGCGGGGCAAUGGUGGUCGCGGUCAGUGCUGCUGGGGAACUCAGCCAUGGACAUGCGGGCAGGCAGGGCAGCGUGGCCGGCAGGCCGCAAGCACAGAACGAAAGACACAAAGAAGAUCAUCUCUGAUCCUUCGACCCAGGCCAGUCAGGCUCUUGACUCCGCAUCUACGCCGGUGGCUGAGGGCGCGUUGGGGGCUCCAGCACCCGCUCCUCCCUCUGCUUUCGUGUCUGCGGACACGCUGACACCGCCACCGGGCGUUCCGGGCCUACUCGCCUUCUCGAGCAGAGUAGGCUUCAUCCAUCGAGCACCGGUCACGCCCUUGCAAGCCUCUGCCACCGCACCUCAGCCCAGAGAGAGUGGCAAGAGCAAGAAAGCGCGAAGCACGCCGACACCGACUCCGCAGGUGCAGCACCGCAUUGCUGCCUCCACACUGGCCCUGCUUCUGCUAGCCAGCGCGUUUCUCGGCUUCCUGGUAGUCUGGCGUCAAGCGAAGGUCCUCCUGAACAAGCCCCGGGGCGACUUCCGCGAAGAGGCCGCCAGUGAGGAAAGGCGGCGCCUCGAGGCACGCUCUGAGGCAAGCGAGGCUCGAGGCGCCGGCUCCAGCCAGGACAGGAGCCCAGCAAACGCUGCUCUGAGCGCAGGACGACGAGUUGCGUCUCUUGCUUCUGCAAGCUCGGGAGAGGACUCGCCGAGAGGUCGAGAUCCGGAUAGCCUUCAGGCCACAGCCAAGGCUGUCUCUGGGCCCUCUGCGAGCAGUGAGCGCUUGGAGACGGAGCCAGAGGAGUUGGAGCAAGCGGAGGCGGAUGCAGCAGGCGGCUACCGCAGGCCCUGA
Messenger RNA from Symbiodinium sp. CCMP2592, 2142 nucleotides. Lineage: Eukaryota; Dinophyceae; Suessiales; Symbiodiniaceae. The record is from the annotation of a GenBank genome assembly.